This is a messenger RNA of Mytilus californianus (California mussel), 1311 nucleotides long. RefSeq names its product endoglucanase F-like. Gene Ontology annotation, molecular function: hydrolase activity, hydrolyzing O-glycosyl compounds. The record is from RefSeq and is a predicted model, not a curated record. Gene Ontology annotation, biological process: carbohydrate metabolic process. NCBI's taxonomy places the organism in Eukaryota, Metazoa, Mollusca, Bivalvia, Mytilida, Mytilidae. The transcript is spliced from 9 exons. The annotation marks the transcript as partial.
UUUGAAAUUCUAUUUGUAGCCGAUGGUACAAAGUACAAUUACGACGAAGUCCUAAUGAAAUCUAUCAUGUUCUAUCUCGCUCAACGGUCGGGCAAACUUCCUGCUAAUAAUCCAAUACCGUGGAGAGAAGACUCAGCACUGAAUGACAGGGGACAAAAUGGAGAGGAUUUAAAUGGUGGAUGGUAUGAUGCUGGUGAUCAUGUUAAGUUUGGACUUCCACAAGCCAGUGCUGUAACUUUGCUGACCUGGGGUCUCCUUCAAUACAAAGACGCGUACAAUGCCAGUGGACAAUUGGAUGAAAUGUACGACUGCAUUCGUUGGUCGCUAGAAUGGUUACUCAAAUGUCAUACGGGGAAAAAUGAACUUUAUAUUCAGGUAGGAGAUGGUAACCUUGAUCACUCUUUCUGGGGAAGACCAGAGGACAUGACGAUGGAUAGACCAUCAUUUAAAGUGACGUCUGAUAAACCAGGAAGUGACGUAGCUGGGGAAUACGCAGUCGCAAUGGCUGUCGCAUCAAUGGUGUUUAAAGAUAAAGAUCCAGCGUUUUCUAUAAAGCUUUUGAAUCACUCAAAGGAUAUUUAUACGUUUGGGAAAACUUAUCCAGGAUUAUUCAGGGAUAGUGUUAAAGGAGCCGGCUAUGGAACAAGCGACUAUAAAGAUGAAAUGGCUGUAGGAGCAGGAAUGUUAUAUUUAGCAACAAAUAACUCCCAAUACUUGACCGACGCAGAAUCUCUUCAUCAACACGGAAAUCAGUGGGGGCAAUCAUAGGAGAACAAGUAUACGGCAUCAAUGGUUUUACUAUACCAAAUCACCAAGAAGGAUGUUUACAAGCAAGACAUUGAAACUACUUUUGGAAAUUGGUUACCAGGGGCAACAGGUCCAAGUGCUGUUCCUUACACACCAAAAGGCCUUGCAUAUCGAACUAAAUGGGGUUCUCUCAGACAUGCAGCAAAUCAAGCUUUUCUUGCACUUAUUGCGGCAGAAGCUGGAAUUAACCCCACAGAAUACCGAAAAUGGGCCAAAAGUCAAAUAGGUUAUAUCUUAGGAGAUACUGGAAGAAGUUAUGUUGUAGGAUACGGUGUUAACCCACCAACACACGAACAUCAUAGAGCAGCCUCAUGUCCAGUAAUUCCAGCUACUUGUUCACAUGAUUUCCUAGAUAUGAUGUAUCCGAAUCCACAUAUAUUGUACGGUGCACUAGUAGGAGGUCCUGGACAAAACGAUGAAUACGAUGACGUUAGGACAGACUACGUUCGCAACGAGGUGGCACUUGAUUAUAAUGCUGGUUUCCAAGGAGCAGUGGCAGGUUAA